Molecule: messenger RNA, 6234 nt
Organism: Mytilus trossulus (common blue mussel)
Lineage: Eukaryota; Metazoa; Mollusca; Bivalvia; Mytilida; Mytilidae
Exons: 30
Coding region: 902-6127 (1741 amino acids)
Molecular function (GO): protein binding
Source: RefSeq, a predicted model, not a curated record
UUCAACUACUACUUUAGACACAUAUUUUCAAAUUCCAUCUGAUUAUAUAACAUUUAUAACACACGCUUUUUGGAGUAUAGAUGAACGGAAUUUGUUUGGUGAUUUAUAUAACACCUUCAAUGAAAUGGACAAACAAUAUUUUUCCCUUCAACAAAACAAUUGUUUGACCGUGAAAGAUCUUACUCUUGAGCCUGGACGAACAUACAGAUUAUCAGUGAAGUUUUGUGCAGACGAAGUUUGUUUUCCUGCGCUCAAGACUAGUGGUGUAACAAUCAUACCAAACAAACCUGUUACCGGACCAAUAUCGAUUAAAUACACAAAUCAUACUAACAAUACAGAUAAGAUGGAAGUUAUGUUUGCAAAUAUGUAUGAUCCCGACAUUUUGGAUGAAGAAGAAGCAAGACAAGUAGUAUCAUAUUACGAAUACAGUCUACAGGAUAGUUCAAAUGGAAUAUAUCAUUCUUGGUUGAAAGUAGAUACCAUAACCGCACUAAACAGCUCUUUUUCACACUUUUCAAUCUAUUUGUUGGGUCAAAUGGAUUUUUCAAAAUGUCGAAUUAUUGCCUUACGUGGAUAUAAUAGAGCCGGUGUGUGGCAGACAUCAUUUGCUGAUAUCAAACAGUGCACAGUACAAGCUGGAAAUCAAAUUAUUGUCCCCAACAUAGUCAUAGAUGCUACUGGAGAGCAACAAUUAAAUGGAGAUGGAUCAAUCAGAGAUGGAUAUGGCAAAGAAAUAUAUCUUGAAGAAAAUGACAGAUGGAAUAUUGAAGACGGGGAUUACACUCCUUAUAAAAACAUUUUAAGCGCUGUGUGACACUCACUUCGACAUAAAGACUUUGCAUGGGCAGUAAUUGAAAUAAAAACAUUAGAUUCAGUAACAUACUACAAAGAUUUCAACAGCAUGCAUCUUUCUGAUCCAUGUUCACAUCCUGAUAUUGUUUCAUGUGGACAUACUGAGAAUGCUUUUAUAAACGUUUUAUUCAAUGACGACAAUCCUCUAGAGCACGGUAAACGUUACACUGUAUGCAUUCACGCUCCAUCAAAAGCCCUUCAUCAUGAGAAAUGGACAGAGCUACUGGAGGAAAUUAGUGUUUGCAGUGAUGGUAUCACUGUUGAUCUUACAUCUCCUAUAACAGGAAAAGUUUGGAUUGGACCAGUUGCAGAUAUUCAGUACAAGUUUCAGACCACAACAUCAGAUAUUUUCGUAAAUUGGGAAUCGUUUAUGGAUGUUGAAGAACAUGGUACAGCAAGUCACAUUACUGGUAUACGCCAAUAUCAAGUUGCUAUCGGAUCUGUAGAAGGCGGGUCAGAUAUAGUUGAAUUUACAAAUGUUGGUAUUGUGAACCAUAUAACAUUUCACAAUCUGAACUUACAGAACGGACAUGAUUAUUUUGCAUCAGUUAAAGGAAUUGAUUUUUCUGGAAGAAGUUCUACAGCACACUCUGCCUCCAUAAGAAUAGACUCCACUCCACCACACCUAACAUCAAAACCCAUUGUAAUCGAUGGCAGACAUAUUAGAAACUUUAGUGAUAUAAACGCAUGCUGGAAAGAUGUGUUUUUCGACUUGGAAAGUGGAAUUAAACAUUAUGUAUUAGAAGUAGGCUCUAAACCUAACUUUGGAGAUAUUGUACAACCAAUUGAGACAAGUGAAGACUGUGGAGUUUCUAUUCAGUAUUUGGAUAUCAAUGCACAUCAAGGACAUGCAUACUUUAUUACAGUUAAGGCUAUCAAUAAAGCAAAUUUAGUAACAACUGCAUCUUCAUGGGCUUAUAUUUAUGAUAAAACUCCACCAGAAGUUGGACAAGUAUUUGAUGGAUUUUUGCAUGAUAUAAAGCUCACUAAGAAAGAUAUAGACUUUCAAACCAACUCAGAUAAGCUUGGGGCUCAUUGGGAAAAAUUCUAUGACCCACAUACAACAAUAAAGACUUACAAAAUCGCCAUUGGAACUUGUGCUGGGUGUGAUGAUGUGUUACAAACACAUGAUAUUGGAUUAAUAUAUGAGUUCGUGUUAAAAGGAAUAAAUUUUGCCGUCGGUAGGCGAUAUUACACGACAGUCACUGCAUGUAAUACAGCUGAUCUUUGUUCUUCUGUCACUUCUGAUGGAGUGAUUAUUGACAACAGUCCUCCAAAUAUUGGAAAAAUAAAGGAUGGAGCAGAUUAUAUAGACAUACACUAUCAACCUUUAAGAUCAUAUGUAGCUGCAACUUGGCAUGGUUUUAAUGAUCCACAAUCGGGUUUGGAUAAAUACUCAAUAAGAGUUGGAACAUCAAUCGGAGGAAAAGAUAUAAUAUUACAGACUGAAUUGCCGUUGACAGAUAUAGUUGUGUUUCCGAAUGUAACUGAACCAAUUCCAACUAACACAAGAAUCUACGUAACUGUUCGUGCAUACAACAAAGCAGGUCUUUACUCUGAAGCAACAUCAAAUGGUUUCUUGGUUGAUGAUUCCCCUCCAGUUUUCAGUAGCAAGCCUAUAUUGUUUCAACAGCUUGGAUCAAGACGAGAAAACUCAAUUAUUUAUAGGAGUUGCAUGAAAAUCACAUGGGAAGUUAGUGACGGUGAAUCAUACAUUGAAAGACAGUAUAUAUCAGUAAAUUCCCACAAGGGUGGUGAAAUUAAUUCAACUUCUACAAAGCUGAAUGGAAUUGUACGUGAUUUUACUUAUACAAGACUGAAUCUACACGACGGUGGUGAAUACUUUGUUACUCUUAUUGCAUGUAACGGGGCGAAAAUCUGUGUAACAGAGAAAUCUGAUGGAAUUUUCGUGGACAAUUCACCUCCAAUCACAGGAACGUUUGCUAUUGAAACGGACCAUGCUGCUAAAUUAAAUCGCCAUGUUGAUGGUUGGUGGAUGAAGUGGUCAACAUUCAAAUUGUGGUUGGCAUGGAUAGGUUUCUCUGAUCUUCAUUCUGGUAUAGACUAUUAUAUGGUAUCGGUUGGUAGUAGAUAUAUGCUGGAUGAUCUUAAUAGUGAUAAUAAACCAAAGAAAUUUCAACACAAUGGUGAUGGCGUAGAUAAGGGAGACGAGGGGAAAGUACAGACUUUUGAAGUAGAUACAACCAAAUUAACUGACUAUGAAUAUGUGUUCAUCAGUGUUUGGGCAUUUAAUGAAGUUGGACUUCAGAGUGAUAUGAUUCAUAACCAAUUCCGUUUGAUUCCUGGUGGCUCGCUAGAACUGAUAAGACGUUGUUCUUCUAAUACAUGCCUAGGACAUUGUGUAUGUGCACCAAAAGAUCAAAGAUGUCCAAUUGAAGAAUCAAUAUGUGUAGACAGUACACAUAAUAAUACAAACACCUUUAUCGCUAUAUAUGACCUGACUGAUUUACAACAAGGGGAAUCAGAAGAUAUUAACUUUACACCUUCACAUGACGCACUAGCAGCUAGAUGGAGAAUAGUUCAAAUUCAGGGUUUAUUACCACAAUGGUAUGAGUGGAGCGUAGGGAUAACAGACUCUAAUGAACCAGAAGGGAUAAUUGACAGCACAAAGGAAAAUGUUUGGCAUCCUUGCGGUCAGAUAGAUUAUGCUAUCUACACUUUACCUAGAGGAAAAGUUUUGAGUGACUUCCAGAGAUACUCAUUCUUUGUCAGAGCAUGGUAUGACAGCAACACUUUUGCUGACUUUCAAUCUGAUGGUGUAACAGUUAUGUCAAAACCUCUGACGACAACGAACUUUGUUGGCGCGGGGGUACUGGAACAUUUUCCUGGCUACUGGAAGAAGGAUGUUGAUCAUAUGCUACGAGGCGGGCUUUUUUCUGUUUCAUGGCAUGAAGCAUUUAUAAAGGCCACCACUGUUAUAGAGAAGUUUCAUGUUUAUUUAAGUACUUACCCGGGUGGUCAUGACAUACACAAAGUUGAAAUAGAUAUCCACGGAUCAGUAUCAACGGUUAAUAUCAGCCGAGUGCCCCUAUUACCCGGUGUUUGGUAUUAUUCUAAUGUGGUUGGUUACAGUUAUGCUGGACAACACGUGACACUGUCAUCAGAUGGGUUUACUGUAGAUAUAGAUAAACCAUUAAUCGGAGUUGUACAUGACGGCAUCGGACAUAGGGAAAUUGAUUUUCAAAACAGUUCACAUGUCGUUGGAGCAUCCUGGAGUGGUUUUGUAGAUCAUGACUCUGGUAUUCAGAAGUAUUACUGGUGCGUUCAAAGUGAAAUCACCGAUACUGAAUGUGAUGUGGUACCUUUUCAAAAUGUUGGUAUUCAAAGAUCAGUAUCCAAAUCUAUCAACUCGUCUAUGAUACACUCAGGUUCUAAGGUAGUAAGCAAGGUAUAUGCUGUUGAUUUUGUUGGCCAUGUAUCGGACAUUGCAACAUCGGAUGGUGUCACAAUUGAUGAAACCCCACCAAAACCGGUAAAGCGGAUUUUCACUGAAAACAGUAUAAUAAAGAACCCAUCAUUUGAAGACAGUGAUAAUAAUUUUGUAGACAUUUCAAACAUUUCCGCAGCUAAUAUUUGUGGAUAUACAAAACCAUAUCACUGGAAUUUUUCCGAUGAGGAUUGUAUUUGCGUCCUGGGUUCAUCAAAAUCUAUUGCUAUGGAUGGUCGAUCAUUUUUAUUUCUCAGAGGAAGUGUAUUGCAAACAUUAUUUAAUUUACAAAUAGACAACACUUAUAGCAUUAAAUUAUUUACUGCUCAUGUCCCCUUUGAAGAUUCAGUGCGUUCUACUAAAGAAGGUUAUAUUGAAUUUGGAAAUGAAAGACAUGUGUUUCUUCUGUACCAAAAACAAGACAAACAUGGUUCUGACAUUGAAGUAUCCUGGCAUUCUCAUACAUUUUUCUUUACUGCUAAGAAUUCAAAUGUUAAUAUUUCAUUUGGAAGCAUGGACGACACCACAGGCAUUUUACUCGAUAAUAUUCAGAUUUCUAUGGCUGAAUUAUUUGAUGUAGAGAUUAACUCUUACCCGGUUUUAUCUCACGCAAUUUGGCUACACGAAUGGUCAUCAAUACAUGCCUCAUGGCAAUUUAUCGAUGAGGAAAGUCCUAUUGUUGAAUAUCUCUGGGCUAUUGGUUACAAAGAGGGAAGCACAGAAAUACAGCGAUAUACAAGCGUGGGGCUAAACACAUUCGCCAGCAAUUAUAAUAUUACAUUAGCACACACGUCUACAGUUCACAUAACAGUUGUUUCAAUCAAUGGUGCUAGGUUGUCGGCAGUAGCCACAGCAGACGCCCUUUAUAUUGACCUGACACCUCCUGAUAUAGAAUUCGUUUAUGACGGAAUUGGUUAUGACAUAGACAGUCAAACCACAGAUGAAAUCAUCGCUAACUGGCUGGUAGAAGAUUUGGAGUCUGGAUUAUCGUAUUGUGAAUGGGCUAUUGGUUUUAGUGAAUUUGGUAAUGAGGUUCAAGCGUUUGUCCGAAUAUCGUCUCAACUGUCAUCUGCGUCCAAAGUAUUUGACCAUAGUUUAAUAUCAUCAAAGACGGUCUAUGUAACACUACGAUGUCAAAAUAAGGCAGGCUUACACUCAAAGAAAUCAUCAAAUGGAGUUACAAUAUCAGACAGUCCUCCAUCUAUACAGAAUGUUCAAGUUCAAAUUCUUGACCAACCUAUUACGGAAUAUAAAAGUCAAUCCAACUUCCAUGGAAACACCUCUACUGUGCGGUUAAAGUGGAUGGGCUUUGAAGAUAAAUCAGGCUUAGAUUCAUUUCUUGUUAAAUUUGAAAACCAAGACAAGACGGUUUCAUUAUCAGAGACAGUUCUUUAUGAUCAUGGUGGUGUAAUGUACUGUAGUAUGACUGGUUUUGAACUGCAUGAUGAACAGUACGUAGCCAGAGUAUCCGCAAUUAAUAAUGCAUUUCUAUCAAGUCAACCUGUAUCAACAAAUAUUUCUGUGUCAACAAAAAAUCCUCAAAUAUCAGAAACAAAGUCAAUCACAAUGUCUGAGAAGAACAGAACUUUAACCAUAAACUGGGAUACGUAUUUUACCUCUGCAUUUACCAUGUACUAUGAAGUGUCUGUAGGAACAGCUUUGAAUGGGGCGGAUAUUGUACAGUGGCAGGAGACGACAAACGACUUUCUAGUGAUGUAUGUCCCAUUUCGAGUUAAAUUCUACAGUGGAAUGAAUAUCUAUGUUACAAUAACCGCUAUUGGAUUACAUGGGCAACAUACUUCGAAAACUGUUGCUCUGAAUAUUUAAUAAAUAUGUUUGUUCUAUCUAAAGUGUGUUGACACACAAUUGCAAUAAUUCUUGUAAAUAGUCGCUGCAACAAGCAUCUUAUCUGAUAACUCUGUGUGUAACAAUUA